ACUAACACGCUCCACCUUCUUAACCACCACACUCCCCAUUUUCCCGCGCAGUUUCAUAGCACGUGAAUUCAACCUCCCCUCUCUCCUAUCAGUCACUAUAUCUCUCUCCAUCCUCCAAAACCCCUUUAAAACCUCGCAAUCCUCCCUUUCCACGGCGGCGCACCAUCAACAAAACCCAGAUAUUUUCAUCUCAUUUCCACCCCCACAACAAUGGCCGCCGCUUCAUCUGCUUCAACGGCUUUAAUCUCAAAACAAUCUAUCACCCUCAAAAACAGAUACAUCAACCCCAGCAUUUCCCCCAAUUCCCAGCUUUCUCUCUCCUCAAAACUCUCCGUCACUCCGUCGAUCUCCCUCUUCUCGCACAACCCUCUUCGUCGACUCACCCCCGCCGCAUCCCAGAAAAAGUUUACCGUCUCCGCUUCCGUCGAUGCGAAACCCACCGUUUUGGUCGCUGAAAAGCUUGGCGAUGCGGGGUUAGACCUUCUGAAAUCAUUCGCAAAUGUUGAUUGUUCGUAUAAUCUGACCCCGGAAGAGCUUUGCACUAAGAUCUCGCUUUGCGAUGCUUUGAUUGUGCGGAGUGGGACCAAGGUUACCCGCGAGGUGUUUGAGUCGUCUGGUGGAAGGUUGAAGGUGGUUGGAAGGGCUGGUGUUGGGAUAGAUAAUGUAGAUCUGGGUGCUGCGACGGAGCAUGGGUGUUUGGUUGUUAAUGCUCCAACCGCUAACACCGUCGCGGCGGCUGAGCAUGGGAUUGCUCUUUUGACUGCGAUGUCCAGGAACGUUGCUCAAGCUGAUGCUUCUGUCAAGGCUGGGGAAUGGAAGAGGAAUAAGUAUGUGGGUGUAUCACUUGUUGGGAAGAAACUUGCUGUUAUGGGUUUCGGGAAGGUUGGGACUGAAGUUGCAAGGCGUGCCAAGGGGCUUGGCAUGCAUGUGAUUGCCCAUGAUCCCUAUGCACCAGCUGAUCGUGCACGAGCUAUCGGAGUGGAGCUCGUUUCCUUUGAUGACGCCUUAGCUACAGCAGAUUUCAUUUCCCUUCACAUGCCUCUCACUUCUGCUACAACAAAGGUUCUUAAUGAUGAAACUUUUGCUAAGAUGAAGAAAGGAGUAAUGAUUGUGAAUGUUGCUCGUGGUGGAGUGAUUGAUGAAGAUGCUCUUGUUAGGGCUCUGGAUUCUGGGAUUGUGGCUCAGGCUGCACUUGAUGUCUUCACACAAGAGCCCCCAGCAAAGGAUAGUAAGUUGAUACAGCAUGAAAGAGUUACUGCAACUCCACAUCUUGGUGCUAGUACCAUGGAAGCUCAGGAAGGAGUUGCCAUUGAAAUUGCAGAAGCAGUUAUUGGGGCCUUAAACGGAGAGCUUGCUGCAACUGCAGUGAAUGCACCAAUGGUUCCUGCUGAGGUCCUUAUUGAGCUGAAACCUUAUGUUGAACUCGCCGAGAAACUUGGCAGACUAGCAAUCCAACUGGUAGCAGGUGGAAGUGGUGUUAAAUCUGUGAAGGUGAGUUAUGCAACCUCAAGAGCACCUGAUGAUCUUGACACAAGGUUGCUCCGAGCCAUGAUUACCAAAGGUCUGAUUGAACCCAUUUCCAGCACCUUUGUAAACUUGGUAAAUGCUGAUUUCACCGCAAAGCAGAGAGGACUUCGCAUCACCGAAGAACGAGUUCUUCUAGACGGGUCACCUGAAAGCCCACUGGAGUCUAUCCAGGUCCAGAUUGCCAAUGUGGAAUCAAAAUUUGCUAGUGCAAUUUCAGAUUCCGGAGAGAUUAGACUAGAGGGGAGGGUUAAAGAUGGAAUUCCACACUUGAUAAAGGUUGGCUCGUUCGAAGUUGAUGUGAGUUUGGAGGGUAGCAUUAUUCUAUGCAGACAGGUUGAUCAACCCGGAAUGAUUGGUAGGGUGGGAAGUGUUUUGGGAGAGGAGAAUGUGAAUGUCAGUUUCAUGAGUGUUGGAAGACUGGCUCCAAGAACUCAUGCCGUGAUGGCAAUUGGGGUUGAUGAACCACCAAGCAGUCAGGUAAUGAAGAGGAUUGGUGAGAUUCCAGCUAUCGAAGAGUUUGUAUUUCUAAAGUCAUGAUCUUCUCUGAUUGCAACGAUGGCUGAUGAUUAGCAGCAUAGCUAUCAAGUUUGAAAUGGACUGAGGAGAUUCUGGCUAUUGGAAACUGCAUGUAUUCCUUUAGCUGUGAUAUUCUAGUUAAUAGUCCAAGAAUAGAUGGUACCAAUUUUUGGUGGGAUUUGUUGAAUGUAACAAAACUUGUAACUUGUAACUUGUAUCCGAGUUAUUAAUAAUUUUGAGGUGAGGAAGAGUUUGCUCGUUUUA
Spinacia oleracea (spinach) is the source of this 2307-nucleotide messenger RNA. RefSeq names its product D-3-phosphoglycerate dehydrogenase 1, chloroplastic. Gene Ontology annotation, molecular function: phosphoglycerate dehydrogenase activity; NAD binding. The record is from RefSeq and is a predicted model, not a curated record. The transcript is spliced from 5 exons. Gene Ontology annotation, biological process: L-serine biosynthetic process. Lineage: Eukaryota; Viridiplantae; Streptophyta; Magnoliopsida; Caryophyllales; Amaranthaceae. Bases 211 to 2064 code for a protein of 617 amino acids.